This is a messenger RNA of Bradysia coprophila, 890 nucleotides long. RefSeq names its product Peroxiredoxin 3 (gene Prx3). Gene Ontology annotation, molecular function: thioredoxin peroxidase activity. Gene Ontology annotation, cellular component: mitochondrion; cytosol. Lineage: Eukaryota; Metazoa; Arthropoda; Insecta; Diptera; Sciaridae. The record is from RefSeq and is a predicted model, not a curated record. Gene Ontology annotation, biological process: cell redox homeostasis; hydrogen peroxide catabolic process; response to oxidative stress.
AGAAGUGAAAGAAAGUAUAUUUUAUGACAAAACGUUUCUACCCAUAUACACUGUGCAAUAUUGCAUUCCCAUCGAAUCUCAUAAUCGUAACGCAUUUAUUGAAUCUCAAUUACCAAAGACAUGCUCUCGAAAUGGAAUUUAAUGAGACAGAUGUCUCAACUUCUCAUCAAGGCACAUGCAGUGAAUAACAACCAAUUUCUGCACACUGGGGUCAAACUGCUAGCGGCCAACGUCCAACAGCCAGCUCCAGCUUUCAAGGGUCAAGCUGUUGUGGACGGUGACUUCAAGGAAAUUAAAUUGGAAGACUUCAAGGGAAAGUAUUUGGUCUUGUUCUUCUACCCACUGGAUUUCACUUUCGUUUGUCCCACCGAAAUCGUUUCAUUCAGCGAUCGCAUGAAAGAAUUCCAUGAUCUGAACACGGCCGUCGUUGGAGUGUCAGUUGAUUCGCAUUUUAGCCAUUUGGCAUGGUGUAACACCGAUAGAAAGGAUGGUGGUAUUGGCAAACUACAAUAUCCGUUAUUGUCGGAUCUGACCAAACAAAUAUCCAGAGAUUACGGUGUAUUGAUCGAAAAUGCUGGCAUUUCGUUGCGUGGCACAUUUAUCAUCGAUAAAAAUGGCAUCAUUCGUCAGAAAACGGUGAAUGAUUUACCAAUUGGCCGGUCCAUUGACGAGACCUUACGAUUGAUCAAAGCGCUACAAUUCUUCGAAAACCACGGCGAAGUUUGUCCGGCCAAUUGGGAUCCGAAGCAAAAUUCCGAUACCAUCAAGCCCGAUGUUAAGGGAUCCAAAGAAUACUUUAAAAAGAAAGGCUGAAAGAUCCACAAUCCAGUUUGAUUGUAUGUUGUUGUUUCGAACGUUUUGAAAUUAAAAUUUUAGUUGAAAGUUUCGUA